Molecule: messenger RNA, 471 nt
Organism: Acanthosepion pharaonis
Lineage: Eukaryota; Metazoa; Mollusca; Cephalopoda; Sepiida; Sepiidae
Source: the annotation of a GenBank genome assembly
AUGCGUUAUUCUCCGGUGCUUUGCUUUUUCUGGACGUUCGUUUUGCAGCCUCUGAGCUGCCCUAAUACGUGCCUCAGCUCUCCUUGCAUUGGCUUCUUCCUCUGUUUCAUUCGCAAUACGUUUCGCUUGUCUCCUUCGCAAAUCUGCGCGCCUUUUUUCAGCCUCUUUUGCCGUUUCAUUCGCAAUACGUUUCGCUUGUCUCCUUCGCAAAUCUGCUCACUUUUUUUUCAGACUCUUUUGCCGUUUCAUUCGCAAUACGUUUCGCUUGUCUCCUUUGCAAAUCUCCCCGCCUUUUUUCGGCCUCUUCUGCCGUUUCAUUCGCAAUACGUUUCGCUUGUCUCCUUCGCAAAUCUGCCCACCUUUUUUCAGACUCUUUUGCCGUUUCAUUCGCAAUACGUUUCGUUUGUCGUAUUCGUGCGUCAGCUUUCCUCGCUUCAGUCUCUUCUAGAGUUUCGCAACUUAGCUCCCUGA